GAGUAAAGGUCCGGGCCGCUGAAGCCCUGUGUCGGGGUGUGACAGUCAAAGGCCGAGCCCAGGCCGCAGACAUGGUUUUGGUCAACUGAUGUUCGCAGAUGGUGGCACCUACCUGGGUCAUUUUGAGAAUGGGCUUUUUAAUGGCUUUGGGGUACUGACCUUCUCAGAUGGCUCAAGGUAUGAGGGGGAGUUUGCUCAGGGCAAGUUUAAUGGCGUUGGAGUCUUCAUUCGACAUGACAACAUGACCUUUGAGGGGGAAUUUAAAAAUGGCAGAGUAGAUGGUUUUGGCCUGCUGACUUUCCCUGAUGGCUCUCAUGGAAUACCCCGCAAUGAAGGUCUUUUUGAGAACAACAAGCUGCUGCGGCGUGAGAAGUGUUCUGCAGUCGUCCAGCGGGCCCAGAGUGCCUCCAAGUCAGCCAGAAACCUCACCGCCUGAUGGGGCACUGGGCACCAGCUGACAAGUAUUGGGUAAAGUCAGCUCUCCUGUUGUUGAUUUGAGAUAAACUAAUGAACCAGACCUGAGAUGAGAUGACAACGACCAUGGAGCGGAAGCCUGUGAUGCGCUCUGUCACUUGCCAGUCAGGAAUUUGAUUAUGGAAGAGAGCUGAGGAUUCUGGCCCAUAGACCCAGCCAUGGUUGUUAGCACUUGUGUCUCCUGUGUCUUUCCCUGACCCUAUUUGCUAGAGGAUAGAGAAGCUGCCUUUUCUUGUUGACUCUCUGUUCCUAAGACCUUGGGUUACCCGGUGUCUUCUG
Otolemur garnettii (small-eared galago) is the source of this 753-nucleotide messenger RNA. It is a transcript of the gene MORN4, whose product is annotated as MORN repeat containing 4. The transcript has 4 exons. The coding region runs from base 89 to 436 and encodes 115 amino acids. The record is from RefSeq and is a predicted model, not a curated record. NCBI's taxonomy places the organism in Eukaryota, Metazoa, Chordata, Mammalia, Primates, Galagidae.